Messenger RNA from Rhopilema esculentum, 1271 nucleotides. RefSeq names its product sulfotransferase 1E1. Gene Ontology annotation, molecular function: sulfotransferase activity. Lineage: Eukaryota; Metazoa; Cnidaria; Scyphozoa; Rhizostomeae; Rhizostomatidae. The record is from RefSeq and is a predicted model, not a curated record.
UGCUAACAAUGAGCCAUUGCGCUACGUAAGCAUCCCUAAAAUCAAUUACUGCCAUUGUUUGGACCGUCGCCACGCUCGCAAAGGCCCAUUGUUAGCAAUGAGUCUUUAAAUUUGUUUACAAUCCGCUGACAUCUGUAUUUCACUUGCAUAUGUAUUUUAUCUUCCUCAACUUCUGUUGGAGAGUUUCACCUGAAGAAGUUCAUUUAGAAUGCAGACCGUUGAGACCGUGCAAAUUGUGCCGCUCUCGGACAAUGAAACUGAGCGGUUGAAGAAGAAUUACCCGACUCCAUUCGUUAAAUUUGGACAGAGGUUCGUAAGAACGGUGCCGGGAAAUUUCCUUUUGCCUGCAGCCUAUGAGAAAUUCAAGGAUCAAAUAAAAAGCUUUGAAGUGCGCACAGAAGAUGUUUAUGUUCUUGGCUUUCCUAAAAAUGGCACAACAUGGUCACAGGAGCUCGUCUGGUGUCUACAGAACAACUGUGACACAGAGAAGGCUAAAGCUUUUUCAGUUUAUGAAAGAAUCCAAGUUUUAGACCUAUCCUUCAUUCUCGACUUUCUACAGAAUGAAAUUGGUGGAGACCUUAAAGCCUCCUUCGAAAGGAUGCAAACCAUGGAUUCACCACGAGUCUUUAAAUCCCAUCUUUCGUUUGACCAUUUACCCUACGACCUACUCGAAAAAAGCAAGGCAGUGAUGUGUUUGAGAAAUCCAAAAGACGCUAUAGUCUCGCUUUUCCACCAUGAAAAGGUACAGAACCUAAAUGAUUACACCGGUGAUUUUUCGACCUUCUUCGAACUGUUCAUGGAUAAUCUAGUGCUUUAUACUCCAUAUUUCGAAUACAUUCAACAGUUAUGGAAGCGAAGAAACCACCCAAACAUGUGCAUUCUGUUUUUUGAAGAAAUGAAAGUUGAUUUGGCUGGCAAUAUUAGAAGGGUGGCAAAGUUUUUAGGGAAAGAAAUCACAGAUGAGCAAGUAAAGAUUCUGGUUGAUCACCUUAGCUUCGAGAAAAUGAAAGAAAAUAAAUCUGUGAAUCAUGAAGUAUACCAAGAUGGGAAAAUCAUGAAGAAAGAAGGGAGCUUCCUUCGGAAAGGAGAAGUAGGUGACUGGAAGAAUUAUUUUACUGACGAAAUGAACAAGCAAAUGGAUGAGGCAAUUGAAAAGUAUCUGAAGCCUGUGGGACUUGAAUUUCGCUAUGAGUAAUGAACAUUAAAUAGAUAGUUUAGAAAAUUUGAUGUAUUUGGCUGGCUUUUGUAGAGAAAGAAUCAAUCCUCGAGUA